This is a messenger RNA of Plasmopara halstedii, 906 nucleotides long. Its product is annotated as sideroflexin-1-like protein. Bases 1 to 906 code for a protein of 301 amino acids. Gene Ontology annotation, biological process: serine import into mitochondrion; monoatomic ion transport. The record is from RefSeq and is a predicted model, not a curated record. Gene Ontology annotation, molecular function: monoatomic ion transmembrane transporter activity. Gene Ontology annotation, cellular component: mitochondrial inner membrane. Lineage: Eukaryota; Oomycota; Peronosporomycetes; Peronosporales; Peronosporaceae. The transcript is spliced from 2 exons.
AUGCCGUCCAACUACGUAAACCUCGACGAGCCUCGCUGGGACCAAAGCACGUACUCAGGCCGUGCCAAGCAUUUCUUUGCUACUACCAACCCACUUAAUGUGCUGGCUAGCGACGCUGAUCUGGAUGCCGCCAAGCGGUUGGUUGAGGAGUACAAGGCUGGUUUGCACCCGAAUCUGAGCGAAGAGGAGAUCUGGAGUGCCAAGCAACUCGUGGACAGCGCUUUUCAUCCAGACACGGGUGAAAAGAACUUUUUAGCCGGUCGCAUGGCCUUCCAGGUGCCCGGUAACAUGAUCAUCUCAGGUUGUAUGAUGACGUUCUAUCGCUCCACUCCUGCUGUUAUCUUUUGGCAAUUUAUGAACCAAACUUUCAACUCUAUCGUCAAUUACACUAACCGUAACGCAAGUACGGGCGUAAGUCAGGAGCAGCUUCUGCAGGCUUAUGCAGCAGCUACCACAGCCUCGGUAGCGACAGCACUGGGGCUUAACAAGUGGGUGGCUAAGCGUCCAAAGCUCAGUAAUGGAAUUGUCGGUCGCCUCGUACCUUUUGUGGCUGUUGCCGCCGCAAACUGCGUCAAUAUUCCACUCAUGCGUCAGGUUGAACUACUUAAUGGUAUUGAAGUAGAGACCGAUGAUGGGGUUAAGAUUGGAAAGAGCAAACGCGCGGCAGCCGAAGCCGUGGCCCAAGUCGUGCCCUCACGCAUCCUCAUGGCCACACCAGGCAUGUUCAUUCCGCCUCUUGUCAUGAGUGUGUGUCUCAGUUUCUCGACUCCGCUCUGCUGCGCUCUGUUUCCGCAACGUAGCUCUAUGGCUGUGUCGGCGCUCGAACCCGAAUUGCAAGAAAGUGUUCGUCAGCGAUCGUUCAAGAAAGACCCGGUAACGCACGUUUUCUAUAACAAGGGACUUUGA